Messenger RNA from Choloepus didactylus (southern two-toed sloth), 1712 nucleotides. RefSeq names its product SAMM50 sorting and assembly machinery component (gene SAMM50). Gene Ontology annotation, biological process: mitochondrial respiratory chain complex assembly; protein insertion into mitochondrial outer membrane. NCBI's taxonomy places the organism in Eukaryota, Metazoa, Chordata, Mammalia, Pilosa, Megalonychidae. The record is from RefSeq and is a predicted model, not a curated record. The coding region runs from base 138 to 1547 and encodes 469 amino acids. The transcript has 15 exons. Gene Ontology annotation, cellular component: SAM complex; outer membrane.
CAGUGCGCCGCCUCCAGGGGAUUGUGGGAACUGCGUUGACCCUCUGUUCGGCCACCGCGGAGCCGCCCUCUGUGCUUAGCUGCCGAUCGUCCGUCCGGCGCAGGCCGCUGUGCGAGGCGGCGCCCAGAAAGGAAACCAUGGGGACAGUGCACGCCCGGAGUUUGGAGCCUCUGCCAGUAGGUGGACCUGACUUUGGAGCUUUAGGAGAAGAAGCUGAAUUUGUUGAAGUUGAACCUGAAGCUAAACAGGAAAUUCUUGAAAACAAAGAUGUGGUUGUUCAACAUGUUCAUUUUGAUGGACUUGGAAGGACUAAAGAUGAUAUCAUCAUGUAUGAAAUUGGAGAUGUUUUUAAGGCUAAAAACCUUAUUGAUGUAAUGCGGAAAUCUCAUGAAGCCCGUGAAAAACUGCUUCGACUGGGAAUUUUUAGACAAGUGGAUGUUUUGAUUGAUACAUGCCAAGGUGAUGAUGCACUUCCAAACGGUUUGGAUGUUACCUUUGAAGUAACUGAAUUAAGGAGAUUAACGGGCAGUUAUAACACCAUGGUUGGGAACAACGAAGGCAGUAUGGUACUUGGCCUCAAACUCCCUAACCUUCUAGGACGUGCAGAAAAGGUGACUUUUCAGUUUUCCUACGGAACAAAAGAAACGUCAUAUGGCUUGUCCUUCUUCAAACCACAGCCCGGAAACUUCGAAAGAAAUUUCUCUGUAAACUUAUAUAAAGUUACUGGACAGUUCCCUUGGAGCUCACUUCGGGAGACAGACAGAGGAGUAUCAGCUGAGUAUAGUUUCCCCGUGUGGAAGACGAGCCACACUCUCAAGUGGGAAGGUGUGUGGCGAGAGCUGGGCUGCCUGGCGAGAACUGCGUCUUUUGCCGUUCGACGAGAAAGUGGGCAUUCUCUUAAAUCAUCUCUCUCGCACGCCAUGGUCAUCGAUUCUCGAAAUUCUUCCAUCUUACCAAGACGAGGUGCUUUGCUGAAAAUUAACCAGGAACUAGCAGGCUACACUGGAGGAGAUGUGAGUUUCAUAAAAGAAGAUUUUGAGCUUCAGUUGAAUAAGCAACUCGUGUUGGAUUCAGUUAUUUCAGCAUCUCUCUGGGGUGGAAUGUUGGUCCCCAUGGGGGAUAAACCAUCAAGUAUCGCUGACAGGUUUUACCUUGGUGGACCAACAAGUGUUCGUGGCUUCAGCAUGCACAGUAUUGGACCACAAAGUGAAGGAGACUACCUGGGUGGAGAAGCGUACUGGGCUGGCGGCCUGCACCUGUACACCCCAUUACCUUUCCGGCCAGGCCAGGGCGGCUUUGGAGAACUUUUCAGAACACACUUUUUUCUCAAUGCAGGAAAUCUUUGCAACCUCAACUAUGGGGAGGGCCCCAAAGCCCACAUUCGUAAGCUGGCCGAAUGCAUUCGCUGGUCUUACGGCGCUGGAGUUGUCCUCAGGCUCGGCAACAUUGCUCGGCUGGAACUUAAUUACUGCAUCCCCAUGGGGGUCCAGAGGGGUGACAGGAUCUGUGAUGGUGUCCAGUUUGGUGCUGGGAUAAGGUUCCUAUAGUGGAAACAAAACAACCUCAACUCCUUCCAGGAGAAGCUUGGGGAUAUGGGCAGCAGUGAGUCGCUCAAACUACUCACUUUCUUUCAGAAUAAAUGCAUUUGAAUGAUUCUUUAACCGUGUCCCUUAUGGGGAGCCAUGCCAAUAAAUUUUAAAGACAACUUCGCA